Molecule: messenger RNA, 2183 nt
Organism: Rosa rugosa (rugosa rose)
Lineage: Eukaryota; Viridiplantae; Streptophyta; Magnoliopsida; Rosales; Rosaceae
Product: SNF2 domain-containing protein CLASSY 3-like
Exons: 4
Coding region: 1-1989 (662 amino acids)
Biological process (GO): gene silencing by siRNA-directed DNA methylation
Molecular function (GO): ATP-dependent chromatin remodeler activity; ATP binding
Source: RefSeq, a predicted model, not a curated record
AUGUUGUUUGUGAAUAACUCUGCCAUUAUUGGACUUGACAAGUUCUUUUCUAUAUCUUCUAAUUUGACAAGUCUUGCUCCAAACCCUUAUGGAAAAGCUGGCCGGAAGAGAUUUUAUGAAGAAGACAACCGGUCUAUCCUUGAUGAUCUUCAGUGUAAUGACCCUGACAAUUGUGGCUUUAGUUCGGAUGCUCAUACUGAAGGCACGGUGUGGGACUUGAUCCCUGGUGUGAAAAGUGAUAUGUACCCUCAUCAGCGUGAAGGUUUUGAAUUUAUUUGGAGUCACUUAGCUGGUGGAAUUCAGCUUGGAAAGUUGGCAAAACCUAGUGCUUGUGGCGGUGAUGGAUGCAUUAUAUCACAUGCACCUGGGACUGGGAAGACUCGUUUGACUAUUAUCUUUAUCCAGUCGUACAUGAAUUUUAACCCAUCAAGCAGGCCACUCAUUGUUGCUCCACGUACCAUGCUUCUUACUUGGGAAGAGGAGUUUAAGAAAUGGGGUUUUGACAUUCCCUUUCACAAUCUUAACAAUCCUGACUUCACUGGCAAGGAGGAUGAAGCAGCUCGCAAUCUUGUGAAGGAUAGUAAAAGUUCAGAAAUGAUAAACUUGACCCGUAUCGUGAAGCUAAAGUCCUGGGCAGAGAAAAGAAGCAUCUUGGGUAUUAGUUAUUCACUGUUUGAGCAGAUUUGUGGAGCUUCUACCAAGAAAGGAAAACAUCCACUUUCUCCAAGACGAAAGCUCGAAGCUGAGCAGAUGUGGAAAGUCCUUGUUGAAUUUCCUGGUCUUGUAGUAUUUGACGAAGGGCACAAUCCUCGCAACGACCAGAGUUACUCAUGGAAUGCUCUUUUAAAACUGAAAACAAGAAGGCGCAUUCUCCUCUCUGGUACUCCUUUUCAGAAUAAUUUUGAGGAGCUCUACAAUACAGUCUGCCUGGUGAGGCCAGAAUGGACCACCAAUCCUACCUGCCUUGGAGCUUUUGACAAAAAGCAACGGACUUGGGGCCAAAUGCGAAGCAGAAAAGGCAAUGCUGGGAAAGGCCAAUUUGCUGAUGAUAAUACAAAACGAGCUAAAGAGGUCAGAGCUAUGAUUUCCCCAUUUGUGCAUGUUUACAAAGGCACCAUACUGCAAGAUAAGCUUCCCGGGUUAAGGAACUCAGUUGUUGUUUUACAGCCAACAGCUUUACAGCAGAGAUGUUCUGACAGAAUUCAGCUGAUAAAGAAUCCAUUUGAAUAUGAACGAAUAGAGGCUAAAGUAACUAUCCACCCCUCUCUCUUGCUUAAUGAAAAGCGCUCUAUGUUUCUUGAGGAAGACAAGCAUUCAGGUGACUGGGAAAGGCUAACAGAAAUCAAGUUAAAUCCUGAAGGUGGAGUGAAGGCAAGAUUUGCAGUUGAUCUCAUUCGGCUUUGUCAAGCUAUGAAUGAAAGAGUUUUGGUAUUCAGUCAGUGGGUUGAUCCAUUGCUCUUAAUAAGGGACCUGCUCAAAUCUCAGUUUCAGUGGGUGGAAGGAGAGGAGGUUAUGUAUAUGGAUGGAAAAUGUGAUGCAAAGCAGCGCCAAUCCUCAAUGAGUUAUUUCAAUGAUCCAUCCACCAAAGCAAAGGUUAUGUUAGCUACAACAAGAGGUUGCAACGAAGGAAUAAGUUUAGUUGGAGCUUCAAGGGUCGUACUGCUUGAUGUUGCAUGGAACCCUUCUGUUGAGAGGCAAGCUAUAUCCCGAGCAUUCCGAUUGGGACAGAAAAAAAUUGUGUUCGUCUACCAUCUCCUCAUGGCUGGGGCAAGAGAAGAGGACAAAUACAACCGACAAGUUGAGAAGUAUUGGUUGUCUGAAUUGGUAUUUUCUUGUUCGGAUACAGAAGCUGAUGCCAAGAAAAUCCCAGCUGCGGUCGCGGAGGACAAGAUUUUGGAAGAGAUGGUUCAGCACCAGAAACUGAAGCAUAUAUUUCAAAAGAUAACAUUACUGGAUGAAGCUUCAUAUUUGGACGAAGAAUUUGUAUGAAGAUUCUAAAGCCUCUGGAGCUUUUUACUUUAUAGAAGAGGUAUUUUGAGGAUGGGGAGGAAUUAUGCGGUUCAGAGAAGCAAAGCAUAAGGAGGAUCAUCAACUUUCUAUCUUCCAGUUUCUUCCUUGUGUUAUUUUCUUAGUUGUCUUUAGGCAGUGUUGAAGAUCACAGCAUCUGGAUUGAUCACACUCUU